Messenger RNA from Aspergillus eucalypticola CBS 122712, 5475 nucleotides. RefSeq names its product ketoacyl-synt-domain-containing protein. The transcript has 3 exons. Bases 1 to 5475 code for a protein of 1824 amino acids. Gene Ontology annotation, biological process: secondary metabolite biosynthetic process; fatty acid biosynthetic process. Lineage: Eukaryota; Fungi; Ascomycota; Eurotiomycetes; Eurotiales; Aspergillaceae. Gene Ontology annotation, molecular function: 3-oxoacyl-[acyl-carrier-protein] synthase activity; fatty acid synthase activity; phosphopantetheine binding. The record is from RefSeq and is a predicted model, not a curated record.
AUGGGUCAAUCUUCUGAGCCUGAUGGCCGAGACUCUACCCACUAUAUUCCUACUCCAAAACUGGUGUACUUCGGGAACGAGUUCCCUAACGAUGACGUGAAUGAGUUAUUCCGCCGCCUGCAACAGCACAGCAAGGACCGUCGAUUCCGACUUCUCAGUGCGUACCUGGAGGACUCGAUCUUGGUACUGCAGGAUGAGAUAGCCAAACUCCCACACUCUGUGAAUAGCCGGGUGCCGCAUUUUGACAACAUCGUGACUUUGUCUGAGAAUGGUUAUUUACGAGAGUUGGGCCUCGGUGCGGCCAUGGAAAGUGCCUUUUUACUGAUAUUGCAGCUUAGUUUAUUUAUUGGACAUCAUGAGGCUAUUGACAGCGACUUCGAUCUUCCGAAAGAUGUCACCAUCGUGGCUGGCCUUAGCGUGGGCCUUUUUUCCGCAGCCGCUAUAGCCCUUUCAAAUUCGCUUGCGGAGGUCAUAAAGAACGGAGCAGAAUGUCUCAGGGUAUCCUUUCGGCUGGGCGUUUACGUGGGCGACUUUUCCAGCAAGCUGGAGGCCCCACAGCCGGAGGGUGCACUUGCAAGCUGGGCUUAUGUUGUUACCGGCAUGGAAAGGGACUCGGUCCAGAGCGAGUUGACGCGGGUUAAUCAAGACUUGGGAACUCCUGAGAUGUCCAAGGUCUUCAUUAGCGCGGCUGAUAAUUCUUCUGUGAGCGUCAGUGGGCCGCCAUCACGUAUCAAAGCGGCUUUCUUGCAUUCCAGUGACCUGCGAUACUCAAAGUCCCUUGCUCUACCCGUGUACGAUGGUCUUUGCCACGCCAACCAUAUAUACAGCCAGGAUGAUGUUAAUGAAGUUUUGAACACUCCGAUGUCCCUUAUUCCGACCACACGGCCGCUACGACUCUCUGUAAUAUCAUCACGGACAGGGAAGCCCUUUACAGCCACCACGGCAAGCGGUCUGCUUUCAGAAAUCGCCACCGAGUUGAUCACGGGCACUAUCUAUCUUGACAACAUAAUCAAGGGCAUUCAACACCACAUUGGGGCCUUCUCCGGAGCGGGGAUAUGUCGCAUCGACUCAUUCCGCACCUCCAUCAUCUUCAAAAGUAUUCUUGAGGCCAUCGCCGAAGACCACCCUAGGGUUACUAUCAGAAAAAAUGACCUGGUAGAUUGGGUUCACAAGGAUUUUGGUCCUCAACUUCGUAAUAACCCUGCAAAUUCCAAAUUGGCCAUUGUCGGCAUGUCAUGCCGGAUGCCUGGUGGGGCGAACGACCCUGAAGAGUUCUGGCAGCUGCUUGAACAAGGCCGUGACGCCUGUACAACAAUCCCUCCAGAUCGGUUUGACCUCGAAACGCAUUAUGACCCGACUGGCAAGACCGAAAAUGCAGCUCAGACCCCAUAUGGUAAUUUCAUCGACCGGCCUGGCUAUUUCGACGCUGCAUUCUUUUCAAUGUCUCCUAAAGAGGCUGAACAGACAGACCCAAUGCAGCGGCUCGCUAUAGUGACUGCUUUCGAGGCCAUGGAGAUGGCUGGUCUCGUGAUUGGACGUACACAAUCUACUAGGCGCGACCGGAUUGGCAGCUACUACGGCCAGGCCAGCGAUGAUUGGCGUGAGCUGAAUGCGUCGCAGAACAUCGGCACCUACGCCGUGCCUGGGGGAGUGCGAGGUUUCACUGUUGGCCGCAUUAAUUAUUUCUUCAAGCUCUCGGGCCCCUGUCUUUGUAUCGAUACUGCAUGCUCAAGCUCGAUGGCUGCGGUGCAUGCGGCUUGUAUGGCACUCUGGGCGGGAGAUAUUGAUGUCGCAUUAGCUGGUGGCGUCAAUAUUAUAACAGAUCCAGAUAACUACGCGGGUCUGGGAAACGCCCACUUUCUCUCCCCAACGGGCCAAUGCAAGGUCUGGGAUAAAGGAGCAGAUGGUUACUGCCGUGCCGAGGGAGUUGGCUCUGUUGUUAUUAAACGGCUGGAGGAUGCUGAGGCUGAUAACGAUAACAUUCUAGCAGUCAUACUUUCAGCCGCAACAAAUCAUUCUGCAGAUGCUAUUUCAAUCACGCACCCCCACGCUGGCCAUCAGAAAGAGAACUGCCGCAAUGUUCUGCGCAAAGCAGGUAUUAGUCCACUGGAAGUGGGCUUUGUUGAGAUGCAUGGCACUGGUACUCAGGCUGGUGAUGCUAUAGAGUCAGAGUCAGUUCUGGAUGUAUUUGCACCUUUGAAGCCUCGGCGCCGUGCAGAUCAACGGCUAUAUCUCGGUGCUGUAAAGAGUAAUAUCGGUCAUAGUGAGGCAGCCGCUGGUAUCUCCUCGCUCGUCAAAGUACUGUUGAUGUUUCAGAAGAAUGCCAUUCCCCCACAUAUUGGCAUUAGGAGCGAGGUAAAUCCGCAGCUCCCGAAGGAUUUGGACCGGCGCAAUGCUGGGCUGGUAUUCCAAACAACGCCAUGGACUAAACCCGCAGCCAAAAAGCGCAUCGCCCUGGUCAACUCCUUCGGUGCCCAUGGCGGAAACACUACAUUAUUACUUGAAGAUGCCCCGGAACGUCAGAGGCCGCGCGUCAGUCCUAUGAGUGCAGAUGGACGUUCUGCCUACGCAAUUACAGUCUCUGCCAAGAGCAAGAAGUCGCUGCAGGGGAAUCUCAGUAACCUUCUUGCCUACCUCGAGCAGAAUCCCGAUAUUGAUCUGGCAGACUUGUCAUACACGACCUGUGUCCGGCGUACGCAUCACAAUCUACGUGUUGCUACUGUAGUGUCCAGUAUUCCUGGGUUGCAGAAGUUUCUGCGCUCGUCGAUCGACAAUAAUGUUGCAACCACAGUGCAAUCAGUCCCAGCUAACUCACCCUCUGUGGUUUUUGCCUUCACCGGCCAGGGAGCCUCCGACCCUGUGGCCUGUCAGGAGCUAUUCGACGCGUUCCCCGCGUUCCGUACCCAUGUCUUGCAGCUAGACCAGCUUGUCCAACGCCUGGGCUUCUCGUCGGUCGUGCCUGCUCUCACAGACAGCACGGGUGAGGGGUUGUUGUCUCCAGUGGUGAGCCAGCUCAGCAUCUUGGUCUUGGAAAUUGCCCUCGGGCGUUUCUGGCGUACUCUUGGGAUACGGCCCAGUGCAGUAAUCGGUCAUAGCCUUGGGGAGUACGCUGCGCUUGAAGUCGCUGGGGUACUGUCAGCUGCGGACGUUCUCUACCUCAUCGGUCGCCGCGCGCAAAUUACCGAACAGCAUUGCAAGCCGUAUAGUCAUUCCAUGCUGUCAGUACUGGCUUCACCGGAGGAAAUUGAGCGACUGCUUCGACGAGUGCCCGAUACCUCUAAUAUAGAGUACGAAGUAUCUUGCCAGAACACCCACAAGGACACAGUUCUUGGUGGGGCGCAGGCCGACAUCGAGUCUAUUCGCAAGGUACUCGAAUCGAACAGCUAUAAGUGUGUUCUUCUGGCAAUCCCAUUCGCUUACCACACCUCUCAGAUGGAUGUGGUGGUAGAGGAACUGGAAAAAAUCGCCGAAAACAUACCAUUCAAAGCUCCAAAUGUUCCUGUCCUAUCCACCAUGCUUGGUACUGUGGUUUUCGACGGCAAGACCAUUAACUCGUCAUAUCUGCGCCGCCAAACCCGGGGCACGGUCAAGUUUGCUGCUGCGGUUGAAGCUGCACAAGAUAUGGGCCUGGUUGAUAGUAAGACGGUCUGGGUUGACUUAGGCCCGCACCCUAUCUGCAUCGGCUUUAUCCGCAAGAUACUUCCAGAGUCGAGACUCGCAGCUUCGUGUCGUCGCAAUGAAGAAAAUCUCUAUACACUUACCAAGAGUCUUGUGACACUGCACCUGGCAGGCAUCACGCCAAUUUGGAAUGAAUAUUUUCGACCUAACGAGCAGGCGUACGCAUUGCUCAAUCUGCCCAGAUAUAGCUGGAACGAGACUAAUUAUUGGAUACCAUACCUGGGAACUUGGACACUUGAUAAAGCACUUCUAAAGUACGGCACGGUCACCCCCGGGUCCAAAACACCUGCAACACUCGCCGCAACAGGGCUGCGAACCUCAACAAUCCACCAAACGACGCUCGAGAAUAUCGAGUUCACGAAGGCCACACUGCACGUAUUGAGUGAUAUGCAGGCUCCCGAGUUCCGCGCCACCUUGCAUGGACAUACCAUGAACAACUGCGGUGUAGCCACCUCGUCUAUUUGGACGGACAUGGCGUGGGCGGUGGGUGAUUAUCUGUAUCGCAAGGUAGUGCCCCAUGCAAAGGAGGUGUACAUGAAUGUCUGUGAUCUGGAGGUUCUACAUGCCCAGGUCAGCAGCACGGUUAAGGGGUGCUCUCAGCCACUUGCACUCGAGGCAAACCUGGACCUGGAAUCGCAAUACAUGUCACUAAAAUGGUACAAUGUCAGUGCUGUGACAGGAGAGCGAGAUGCUGAAUGGUUCGCCUCGGCUGCAGUCCGCUUUGAGAAUCCAGAUGCAUGGACCGCUGAGUGGAACCGCACGGCGCAUCUAGUUCUGGGGCGAAUUGAGACUUUGCAGCGCCUGGCCGCCGACGGCGUGGCCAACCAUAUCUCUAAGCGCCUAGCAUACACUCUUUUCAAGAACGUUGUCGAUUAUUCCGACUGGUAUCGCGGCAUAGAUAAUCUGAUCAUGCAUGAAUAUGAGGCUGUUGCUAAUAUCACGCUCAAUCCAGAUCGUCAUGGCGUCUGGCACACGCCACCUCACUGGAUUGAUAGUGUCUGUCACCUGGCAGGGCUUAUUAUGAAUGGCAGCGAUGCCUCCAACACACAAGACUUCUUCUAUGUCACGCCAGGCAGUGAUAGCUUCCGCCUCCUGAAGCCACUCGAAGCCGGGGCAAAGUAUGUCAGCUACGUCCGGAUGUUCCCUCUACCAGUGGAGGCCGGGAACAUGCACGCAGGUGAUGUCUACAUUCUACGGGACAAUGUUAUCGUCGGUGUGUUGUGCCAGAUCCGUUUCCGGCGUGUGCCACGACUCUUGUUAAGUCGGUUCUUUUCACCCCCCAAUGAUUCUGACAAUGCCGUCGCCCAUCACACGCCCGCGCCUCAAGGGACCCAAGCCCCGAGUGUUUCGGCAACCACCAAAUCGUCGCAGCCGCGGUAUAACGGACUGGCUACAAAGCCCAGCCACGUACAGACCGGUCAUAUAGCGGCGGUUGCAUCUGUGAGUCAGGAUCGGUGCACUACUAGUAGUAGCGGUCGUGGAAGCGAUGGUGAUGGCUGUGUUUCUAUGGGCAGUGAGGCUUCGACCGCCUGUACUACCACCACACCUCCUGAAUCGGAAAGCACCGACUCGACAUUGGUUGAACAGUGCAUCAAAAUCAUAUCGCGAGAGACAAAACUGAAUAUGAGUGAUCUGACGGCUGACGCCACCUUUGCCCAGCUCGGAGUUGAUUCCUUGAUGUCUCUGGUGCUGUCAGAAAAAUUCCGCAAUGAGCUCGGUAUUGAUGUCAAGAGUUCUUUGUUCAUCGAGUGUCCGACAAUCGGUGAGGUGAAAGAAUGGAUUGAUCAGAAUUGCUGA